Molecule: messenger RNA, 10833 nt
Organism: Paramuricea clavata
Lineage: Eukaryota; Metazoa; Cnidaria; Anthozoa; Malacalcyonacea; Plexauridae
Source: the annotation of a GenBank genome assembly
AUGAUAACAGGUGGUUUCGAAGUUUUGGUCAACUCACAGUACAUGAUUGAAGUGAACAAAGCUUUGGAAGGAAAGGCGCUGACUGGUUCCGCAUUCCGUAAUUUAACUAUGAAAACUAUGAUGCAUUGUUUUCUGGCUUGUCUUAAAGACUGUCUAUGUAUCUCGUUUCAAAUGUGUAAUGAAACAGAAUGUCAAUUAUUGUCAUCCAGUCAAUUUCAAUCAACAUUGGAUACUAUCAAAGGAUGCACUUAUUAUAACAUGGUUCCACCUUCCAAACAAGUAUGUAAUUGUUAUUAUGAUAGUUCAGUUUGGUUUUUUAAAAUUUAACCUUCUUGAUUUGUGUACUUUUUUUGUUAAUUAGUUUGUUGUUCUUUUUUUCCCUAUUUUUUAAAUCAAAUUUGGCAUUGUUAGUCGUACUUUUUCCUUUUGGCAUUUUUUUGUACUUCUCUAUUCCGUUGUUCCUUGUGCGUUACUUGUCUGUAUCACUGAGAACGUAUCUGACAGAAAAUGUUGCUCCUCAGUCCUCACUGCUACAUCUACGCUGCUCUUCAUGUGGGUGGCAACACUCUUUCAACACUUCGACAAAAAUUAAAAAUUAUCAUGAAGUAAACAGGAAAAUUGUUUAUAGAAUGAGUGCUAUUAUAUUAGCGAAGGAGCAGAAUCUGACACGAAAUUUUGUUGCUUAAUGGACAUGCCUCCACCACCCAAGCCUAAAGCCUCGCAACAAAGCCAACGGUAUACAAAUAAGUACAAAACAGGUCCUGGUCUCCCGUGACCGAUGAUCAGGGAGGUCAAAUCAAUCGUUGCCAGGUUAAGUAACGAUAGUUUGCUUGAUAAAUGUUUUUAUGGGAAGACUCAAAACCAGAAUGAGUCUCUAAAAUGCAGCCAUUCGGUAUAAUCUUCCAAAGGGUGUGUUUGUCGGAAAUAGUAACACACUGCAUCUUGCAAUUGAUGAAAUAAUGUUAUGGCGAAAAUCAAUAUUGGCUCCUAAGUAUCAUUAAAUAUUUUGAAAAGAGCAGGAAUGAAGCCAGGGAAGUUAUAUACAAAAGAGAUUGGGAACCGAUUGAAUCAAGCCCAUUUAAUUAACUAAAUCGGUGGAUAAGUCAAAAUUAAAUAACACUCUCAUAUUUCUCGUUAAUUAGUCAAUUUAAAUAUUGUGCACUGAAUAUGUGGUUGUGAACAUUAUCGUUCUAUUAAGGUUUAAAACUUUUAGUUUGGUUGUUGAAUCUUAUAUAGACUUGCUUAACUACCAUUUGGACCGGCUGUAUAUCAAUCACGUUUAGCUUUAGAUGUAGAGAUCUUGUUAGAGUGAAGAAAGCUAACUACAAAGUAAAGGACAAGAUUAAAUUACGCAGAUUAGGGAUACGGCAAUAUUUUUUUUAUUAUUUCAUUUGGAAGAACUUUUAAAAUUAUAUGUUAAUCUCUUUUACCGAUUUAGCGUAACUUUAUUAUUUCUUGAGAUAUUUGAACAGAAAAAAUCACAAAUCAGCGAGCUUUCCGCCAUCUUGGAUUUUGGCAGAUAUGCAUGUGACAUCAUAAGCAGGGUCACGCAAGAAUUUUAUCCAUAGAGCAAUUGGUUAUUAUGAUCGAGCCCAAAAAUCAUAUACUUCAGUAACUAUUUGAAAUAAAAAACUGUCUGGUGACUUUUCAAACAAGACUUAAUGUUAUUUGGUCAUUUAGAUGUAGUUUUAUCUGGCUAACCCUGCUGUAUGACGUCACUAAAAUCACCGACAUUGAGAUAAAAAUUAAUCCAAGAUGGCGGACAGCAAAUUAUUUUAAGUCAAAAUAUUUCAAGAAAUAAUAAAGUUACGUAAAAUCGGUAAAGGAGAUUAACAUAUAAUUUUAAAAGUUCUUUAAAAUGAAAUAAUAAAAAAUAUAUUGCCCUAUCCCUUUAAAGUACGCACAAACGUUACGCAACUGCCGUUGCUAUGACAACAAUGACGUUUCAAGAUGGCGGAUCUUUAGCUUGUGGUAUGUUUUGCUACCGGAAAAUGGUAUAUAUAACCACCGUUGCGACCAUCUAACUAAUACAGCGUAAAAAACACCACUUCAAAGCUUUUAUCGUUAUAUUUUUGUUCCUUUUUAUUCAGGAGCAGUUUUACGUUUAUAAAUUAGCUCAAUUAUAUGUUUAUCUUGUAUUUUAGGUUUUAUAUCUAUGGUUUUAUUUAUACAGCCCACGAUGUGGCAUCCAAUAUUAAUGGUGUGGACGCGUGUUAUAAUUGGAGAGUGGUACUAGUGCUGCAGGAACAAAAUAACAAAUUUAAUAUUUUAUAGUGUUUUAUAACAGUUAAUAGUAUGCAUAAAAGUAUUACUCGAUUGUGAUUGGUUGAUUUCAGUGCAGUUAAUCCCAAACAACAGUGCAAAAAUCUGUAAUCACAGUGCAAAUUUCUGUAAUCACAGUGCAAUUUUCUGUAAUCACAGUGCAAUUUUCUGUAAUCACAGUGCAAUUUUCUGUAAUCACAGUGCAAUUUUCUGUAAUCACGGUGCAAUUUUCUGUUAUCACUAUGAACCAAUCAAAAUUGAGCUACAUUUUGGCGGCAAAAUCUUCUUUUUUUUUUCAAAACAAACAUGGCCGCAUUUAUUGCUGCCGUAGGCAGCCACCUAUUCUUGACGAUGUGUUUUUCUCGCACCAGUCCGUUUCCGGUUGGCCGAGUUAUGUAUAGCCGAGCGACAACUCGAUUUUAUUUGCAUGUACGAAUGUACGGAUGAUCAGAUUUAUGACGUAUUUUGACGUCACAGAAAUUUAAAAAAAUAACAUACUCCAGAUCGCGAUUUGACUUUCCGAAUAUCCCGGUUGAACUUCGCGAACACCACCAUGGACAAUGACAAUUUGUAAACACGUUACAUGUGCGCAUAAUGGCCUCUGUAUAAUGGCAUAGUCUCAUCGCAAUUCGCAAAUGGACUCUGACUGUUAAAUAAAAUGGUUUUCAAGGUAAGAUGAAAGUUUGAUCACAAAUAACAAUGUGUAUUGGUCGAUACGCGUUGAAACUUGAAGCGAAUGAAUUAACUGUAUUUAAAUUAUUACAUUUUUAGGUGCAUACAAGUCUUCAUAGUAAACAAGUGGACUUCGUCGAUAUUUUAUAUCAGUUUGUAAAAAAUCUGAUUGAGCUUGAUCGUAGGCUUGAUGGAACAUCGUACUUCUAAGGGAUAAAUAAUCACAGAGAGAGUUUAUUAUUGUUAUUGUUAUUUUGGCAAUAUCAAUUGAGGCAUUGAGCAGUAUCGUAAAAUUGUCUGUCUUGCACAAAGAUAGUCCUAUAGCAACCCAGUGUGGAUUGUUGUCUGCACAUAUUAACUUACCAGCAGUUACAUGUAAAUAACAUGUCAACCGACGUUUGUAAAAGGUAUGACGGUCUGUAAAAAUGUAUCUCUGAGAUAUGUCAUAUGUCCAUUGUUUAAUAGCAUAAUAUGAAAUAAUCCUACCAGCCUACAUUUAUAUAUUCACCUGGCUGUCACUACAGUACUCAGAGACAGAGUAUACUAUAUUUUUUGAUAAUGCUCACAAUCGUAUUAUAUAGUUUUGCAGUUCUGACUGAGUACAAUCUUAGGGGCUGAUUACAUGGAGAGUUUUCAGCCCGGGCUGAGUUUCAGCCGGGUUAUUAAAAUGAGCUGAAAUUGCAUCACAAUUACAUGAGCAGUUUGAGCCCGGACUGAGUUUAGGGACCGGUCAUUAUUUAUGGAAGGGGGGGGGAGAGAAAAUAAGGGGGGGCCAUAUGUAGAAAUAAAUGACUAGAAGGGGGGCUAUUAAAUUUUUUCAAGAAAAUGAUUGGGGGGGGGGGUGUUGCAAUUAAAUUUGAAGGAAUUUGCUUAAUAACCUAGUAUCCAUUUGGUUGUAAAUGUUGCAACUAAAUCAUGGUCACUGAUGUGAAAUAGUCUGGAUUCAUCUUGUAUUGUGUGUGCUGUAUGCAAAUCAGUCUUUACGGAUUGCAGACUAGUUAAAUUGACAAUGUAUUAUUACAUCAGCUCUUGAUGUGGUUAAAUACAUUUAAAUUAAGCAAGGUUAACGGCGGAUGUAUUAUGCAGGCCACAUCUGCUGAGGGGAGUCUGUGACGUCAUAUCGAUCAAAGGGGGUUGUUUCAUGCCUUGUGAUCAGUGCUUCGGUCUGGGUAUUCAUUCUGCCAUUGUAUGCUUUGCCUAGCUGCAGCAAGUUUUGCGCUUCGAUACCUUUUCCCCACCCACCCACCCAUGUUCAUUCUAAAGGAUUUUAUCUGGUAGCUAGUAUAUGUCAUUUUAUUUUAUAUAAUUUUUAAUCUCACAUAAAAUAGGAUGUAUAGACCACUAUACAUUGUAUUUCGCAGGUAUGCCUUGGCAGAAUUGUCAUUGCUAUCUCCUUUUGCUGCUAAUAUUACUGAUUGCUGCUCUCAUUGUUGCUGCGCAGCUGCUAUGGCAAUACUUCGUACCAUCAAGUCUAGUUGCAGCCUUAAACAUGGUUACAAUCGCCCAGACCAAAUGGAAACCUGAUUUUAGUGUUAUAUAUAAAAAUACUCCUCUUUUAAUUAUAAUUUUCUGCUAAUAUAUAUUUUUAGUCGAUGUUAAUAUCUUGCCAGUUCCAUAUUCUUAUUUAAUAAUUAACACUAUAACGCCUGGGUAUCCCCAUUCGGCAUUCGACGAGUAAAAAUGAAAAUGGGGGGGUCAAAGAAAAAUAUUCUAAUAUGCAGGGGGGGUCAUCAUUAAAUUUCUGCCAUUUAGGGGGGGGGCUUUCAAUUUUAAAAAUUUAGAAAAGAAAAAAUUCCCCUCCCCCCCCUUCCAUAAAUAAUGACCGGUCCCUUAUGAGAGAUUUACGAUUGUAUAUGUAUGUAAAGAAAAACAUUCAAUAAAGUUUCCAUUAUUUAUAAUCAUAAAAAGAACCUCAAAAACAACGUAAAACGGAAGAAGGAUAAAUAUAGAGAAUUAUUGAGACAGCUAGGUAAAAAUUUUAACCAAGUUAAAUUUAUAAAUCUCUCCAUCAGCUCUUUAAGUAUUUUUGCAGAAGAAUGUUAUACAUUUUUAGACAUGUUAGAAGGUAUUGGUCUUGACAAAAACCACCAAAUGUACUGCGUUAGGAAAAUGAUGACUAUUGCUAUUAGAACUACAUAUUACAUUUUUUGUUGCCGAAAUAAGGAAUGGGAAAAUCCGGAUUUACUAACAAUUUGACUUAUCUCAUUGUAUAUAUAUAUAUUGCAUGCACUUUGCUCUGUUAUUUUAGUAUAAUUGUGAUUCAAAUAGCCAACCGUAAGUUACCUUUAUGAGAGAGAUUUACGAUUGUAUAUGUAUAUGUAAAGAAAAACAUUUAAUAAAGUUUCCAUUAUUAAUAGAUUAUUAUUAUUAUAUAUGUAAGUGAAUUAGAUGGCAACAGAUAUUAUUAAACACACAUUCACUUGUUUGGUCUAGCUAGUAUACCAGGUUGGAAUAAUUGCAGGAAGUCUGCCACAUAUUUUACGCCAGGAAAAUAUAUUUUUGUACGCCAGGCUAAAAAUGAUAAAAUUUGCCGAUGUUGUUUCAGAUAUUGCACUACAUCGCGUUUUUUAAUAUAUAAACAAUGUUUAUGUGUUACAAAAUACUGUUACUUUUAUUGGAAUUAUUAAUAUGGAUGCAGAUCUUUUAUGCUGCAUCUAAGGAUCUCAUGUGGAUUGAAUUAUUUAAUAGCAACAGAUAUAUAGCAAUAUUAAAACUCAAAUUGAAACACCCAAUUCAAUUCAAAACUCAAAAUGUUAUUAUAAACUAAAGUUCUUCAUUUUAAAUCCUUUCUAGGGACAAUUCUCUGUUGAUAUGAGCAGUUUGACAAAGGAGAAUAAUGUUGUAAAAAUCAAAGAAAUUCAGCAAUUAUUUCUAGCUAGUCUUUUAAAGCCUGGUGAAAAUCCACUUCCAAAAUGGGCAAGUUUUGAAAGGUCACAGAUCAAUAGAAUUGCAGUUGUUUUAUUAAAAUAUGUCUCAGCCAAAAUCUUUUCAGACAAUGAGGAUUGUAUGUUGAACUUGAGCCAAAUGUUUGAUGUGGUAGGUAAAAAUAUAUAUGUACUUAGAGGUGGAGAUAUUCCCCUCCCUGGACAUGCUGGGUGCCAUUUUAGAGGUAUGCCCCUGACAUUCUAAGAGUAUAUUAUACCAUACCCCUAGCAUUCUAGGUAUAUGUGUCCCCCUAACCCCAUUUGGGUUGAGUCCCCAAUGGACAUUAUAUAUUCAGUAUAGGAGUAUGUAUGUCCCCCAGACACGUUUGGACUAUGCCGCCCCCCCCCGACCAUGCAACAUCCUAGAGUAUGUCCUGCCCUGAAACCCCCUAUAUCUUACAAAAUGGUCCAUGUUACUAGAGUCCUUUGCAAAAACAAAAAUAUGCUGGCUUGUUUAGUGCUAGCUUCCCUUCACGAGUAAAAUUGUCUGGCAUUAGACAGAGUAAAAUAAGGGUGCAAUGUAACAUAAUGAGGUGAGGUUAAGGAAUGAUAUUUGAAAUUCAUGUUGGUUUCCUUUCUAGGUAUUUCCAUAUUCAAACGAAGGUCAUCAUGUGUAUGUUGAGUCUCCAGCACACUCGUUAUUGAGUGUCGUUCAGAAGAACACAAAAACUUCAAAAGGUGAUCUUUUGUUUUUUCUUGAAGUUGUUUAUUUUCUUUGUUUCAUGUUUUGACUUCUUUUCAGUCACAAGAAAUGCCUUAACUCUUCAUGCCAAAGAUUAUGUCUUAACUGAAAAUCAGCUUAUCAAAAAUGAUUUUCUCAUACCUGGAUUGUCCAAAGGUAAUUCUUUUCAUCAUUUACAGUAAUCUAAAGUAUUUGCAGCAAAAAAUGAAGAGAUGUGGUUUCACUUUCUUCUGAACAGGGUUCAUACAAACCUUGAAAGUCCUUGAAUGUUCUUGAGUUUGAAAACAAAAAUUCAAGGCCUUGAAUGUCCUGGAAUUUGUAAAGAAGUACUUGAAAGUCCUUCAAUUUUUCUUGCUUUAUUUUUUUGAUGUUUUCUGAAAUUGUUUGACAUUCAAAGCAAUCAUUUUGUUGAAUUGAUUUUGCAUGUUCAUAUCUGACAAAGCUGUUUGAAACUUGUGUUUCGUAAAAGUUGCGUUUUGAACAAUUCAACGCCAUAUUUUGCUGAUUUCUAACCCCUUUUCUUCAGUAUUUAGUCCUUGAAUUUGCUGAUACAUGGCAUUGAAUGUUCUUGAAAAGUCCUUGCAUGUACGAACCCUGUCUUAAGUUGACCAUCAUUUGCUGACCUGCAACAGUUUCCCUUGGUGGCCACCAAUUGUUGUAACCUUUUCAAUUUCUUUAGAUGCAGACAAUGUUUCUACAAUACCUCUGAGCUCCACAGCAGAACUAUCUUGUUCAAGUCAGAUUUUUGCUCUAGACUGUGAAAUGGUGAGAUUAUAAGAAAUACAUCGCACUGAAUGUAUGUUGUGUUGAAAAACGUCACUUUAGGUCAAGCACUUUUUAUACACUUUGCAUUUUAAUAAACUUCUUGUGUAUGGUAUAACUUCUCAAACAAACAAACCAGUACUCAAAGCAAAAUUUGAGUUAACUAUGAUAUGAAAAUAACAACAAUAUGGUACUGAUUUCUUUUGUUUUGCUGAUGAAUUAAUAAUGAUCUCUAUAUUCAUUACAGUGUCAGUCUUCAAGGGGUAAAGAAUUGACACGGAUCUCUGUGGUAGAUUCAACACAUCAAGUUAUUUAUGACACUUUAGUGAAGCCAGAGAAUCCAAUCAUUGACUACUUAACAAGGUUGGUUGCUCAACAAAAACUUAACACACGACAGAUCAAGCUGGAAAAAAUUCAUGACAAGAAUAUUUUAAUCAUAGUCAUAUACGAAAAGACAGAACACCAAGACUUUGGCAGGGUUUUCUCAAUUUAUGCUAGGAUGUUAAUCUGAGUGACUUACUUGCGUUGACCUUGAUGUGUUUGAAAACUCAUGCAAAGUGGUUGGUCCUCUCUUAUGCAUCGUGGGUUUUUUUUCCCAGUGUGACUACUUUUAGAUAACGUGACUCCAUGUCAGAAAUUGCGUAGCAACAAAAAUUACCUUGUUUGACCAUUGGCUGUACUCUUUAGAUUCAGUGGUAUAACAGAGCACGACCUUUGUAACGUUACAACGACUUUAAAAGAUGUUCAAGAAAAAUUAAAAGAAAUUAUUCCUCCUGAUGCUAUUUUGGUUGGACAUUCUCUCGAGUUCGACUUCGCCUCGCUUCAGGUAAGUAGAACUCUCUUUCAUUGCUGAGUAAAAUUAUCUGACGUUUUCCGAUGCUGGUCGAAAUGUUGAUGCUUAUAUACAGUAGCAGCAAGAAAAUGAAUACUACAUCUGUCAAUCUUAUAUAUUUGCCACCAUCCAAAUACAAGAGUCAAGACUACUACAUAGAAUGAAACGAAGUCAAAUUAUUUUCUCACUCUGAUAACUGCAGGUUGACGACCAUCUGCUGCACGAUAGAGCUUAGUAAAAUCUAUAUUAAGUAAUGGGUUGAUUUGGAAAUACUGUAAUUCUUAUUUGUCUCUAGUUUUUCCACAAUAAAGUCAUAGACACUUCAGUAAUUUAUGGAGACAGUCGUGGAAUGGGUUUCAAACCAAGUUUAAAGUAUCUGGCAAAGAAAUAUUUAGAGUAAGUUAACGUAGGUUCCUCUAUAAGUGAUAUUGACAAAGUGUGAAGAAUAGGCCGUUUGCAUAACGUCAUAAAUAUUUUAAAACAAUGAGUAACUGGAUGACAUGGAAAACAGUGGGAUUUUCAAAACAAUGAAAAGACAAUGGAACAUUCUGGUCACUGGAUCAUGACUGGAUGGGCUGGAGAACAGUGGGAUUUUGAAAACAAUGAAAAGACAAUGGAACAUUUCAAUCACUGGAUGACUGUUGUUGUGCUACGUGUCCUACAGAGGAACAUUAUUCAAUGAAAUACUUCAUGUUCCCAGAGAGAAAAUUCAAGACAAUUCAAAUGGUCACUGCUCAAUAGAAGACGCCAGGACGUGUAUGCAUCUGGUGCAGCUCAAAAUAACCAAAGGUAGCAUUGUUCAAAUGUUUCGUAUGUUUAUAGCGAGCUUCAUUAAGCGACUUCGCAACUAUUGACACUUUAGUAGGACAUAUGAGUAGGAGAAAGAGAAUUGAAAUACAACUACAACUCCCUAUAUGUUUAGGUCCAGAUUUUGGAUUGGAGGAUGUUCGUGAUGAAAUAAGGUAAUAAUACUGCCUUGUGUCUGAACUAUAUUACUUGGAAAAGAGAUAUAAAACGCUUCCAAGUUUCGAAGGAGUACCUUGUAGUUCGUACCACUUAGAUAAUACCAUCAAUGAGGAUUGUCUUUGCUUCUAAAUAAAGUAAAACUGCAUUACAUUUUCUUUUAGUUUGUUUGACCAUUUGCGUGAAAAAUCAACAAAGACAGGUUGGUGUUCAUAGUAUAUGAACGCGCAUGAGCUUCGUUCGAAUGUAUAUAAUUGUAGUACUGAAAUACUGAAGCUUUUGUAGGAGUAAUGGUUGAUAGAAAAGCAAAUAUCAAACAGUAUUCAGGAUGUGCGGAUUCAAUACCUUGUUCAAGUGAUGAGGAGGUGAGACGCUUAACUUUCUAAAAAGACUUACCAGGGCUCAAAAUAACUGGAGAUGGAUCUGCAUGCGGUCAAAAUGACCUGUCACCGACCUUUAGCUCGGUCAAAAUCUGUUUUUGAUCCAUUAUUGAUACGCUUACACUAACAGUGAAACAAACUAUAGAAACUUGUAUCAUAGUUUCAUGUAAGGCAUGAAAAUGUGGCUGGUCAAAAUGACCGGUGAGGUAAAAAAGUGACGGAUCAAGACGUCAUUUUUGGGUGGUCAUUGUCCAUUGACCGGCCGUUAUUUUGAUCUCUGCCAGCGGUUUCCUCCUGUAGUAACACUGGACAACACUGGACCAAUUGGGGAUUGCACGUACUAACUUGACGUCUAAGGAGAAGAGUAUAUACAUACGCUGAUAGAUCCAGUAUAAAUAUACUAAUUGAACAUAUUGUACAUGUAGGUGGUAGAACAUCUCAUCAAAGCUUUACCCAAAUAUGAUAUUAUUUGGUCGCAAUUUCAUAACAUGGAUUCAUUAAAACCUGGCACAGCUAAUAAACAAGAGAAUGUGAAGGUGCUCGUGACACUUUAUGAUGAUUUUGUUCAAUAUUUACAUUACUUUACAUAUUUACUGCUCAGACGAGGAUGAGAGUUGCAACUUCCGCUUGUAUUUGACCAUCAACUCUCAUCGACUCUCAUACACUUUCAUUGACUUUGAGCUGGCUCAAAUUUUAUUGAGAGUUGAUGAGAGUCUUGGCAGUAAUAUCCAGUCAAGUAGUCAACUCUCAUCAACUCUUGAUCUCGUUUGACCGGGAUAUGAGAGUUGCAAACUCUCACUUCUCAGACUUCUCAACUCUCAUCAACUCUCAUGCAACUCUUGUUCUCGUUUGACCGGGGCAUGAGAGUUUAGAAAACUCUCAUGCAAACUCUCGCUUCUCAACUCUCAUGCAACUCUUGUUCUCGUUUGACCGGGACAUGAGAGUUGAGAACACUCUCAUGCAUGCAAACUCUCGCUUCUCAACUCUCAUGCAACUCUUGUUCUCGUUUGACCAAGGCUUUAAAACAUAAUCACUCAAAUCACUGAGUAGUCCCAGUUUACUUAUUCCUUUAUUUCAGUCACUACUGCAAAAAAUGGACACGAAUCUUGCAGAGAUUCAUGAAAAUCUCCCCAAAGGAACUCUGUUUGUUGUCAUCCUGGGCGCCGCUGAUACCUCCAGGAUAAAAAGGUGGGUUGUCGUGACGAAGAAACCUUUUUCCCCAAAACUUGGACCUCAGACACAAACCACGGCAGUUUUUUAUUUUGUAGGUUACGUGAAAAUGGGGCUCAAAACCACGUCGUCAAAAAAGCAGUCAAGGAAAUCAAGCGUGGUCUAUGUUUUAUAAAACUUGUGUGA